This is a messenger RNA of Diceros bicornis minor, 1609 nucleotides long. It is a transcript of the gene UBL7, whose product is annotated as ubiquitin like 7. Gene Ontology annotation, cellular component: cytosol. Gene Ontology annotation, molecular function: polyubiquitin modification-dependent protein binding. The record is from RefSeq and is a predicted model, not a curated record. NCBI's taxonomy places the organism in Eukaryota, Metazoa, Chordata, Mammalia, Perissodactyla, Rhinocerotidae. Gene Ontology annotation, biological process: ubiquitin-dependent protein catabolic process. Bases 127 to 1497 code for a protein of 456 amino acids. The transcript has 12 exons.
CCUGGUCGCGUGGGAGCGGUGGGGUCGUCACCAAAGAGAUAGUGUCGUUACCUCACGACUGUCUUAUGUGUGACCUUGGGCCAGUGGUUUCACCCUUGGAGAAAGAGAGAGCGUGAAAGAGAGAGGAUGUCUCUCUCAGAUUGGCACCUGGCGGUGAAGCUGGCUGACCAGCCACUUGCCCCAAAGUCUAUUCUUCGGUUGCCAGAGACAGAGCUGGGAGAAUACUCACUGGGGGGCUAUAGUAUUUCAUUUCUGAAGCAGCUCAUUGCUGGCAAACUCCAGGAGUCUGUUCCAGACCCUGAGCUGAUUGAUCUGAUCUACUGUGGCCGGAAGCUAAAAGAUGACCAGACCCUUGACUUCUACGGCAUUCAACCUGGGUCUACAGUCCAUGUUCUGCGCAAGUCCUGGCCCGAACCUGAUCAGAAACCAGAACCUGUGGACAAAGUGGCUGCCCUGAGGGAGUUCCGUGUGCUGCACACUGCCCUGCACAGCAGCUCCUCCUACAGGGAGGCGGUCUUUAAGAUGCUUGGCAAUAAGGAAUCUUUGGAUCAGAUCAUUGUGGCCACCCCAGGCCUGAGCAGUGAUCCCAUUGCUCUCGGGGUUCUCCAGGACAAGGACCUUUUCUCUGUCUUUGCUGAUCCCAACAUGCUUGAUACUAAAGAAAACAGCUCCACCCUGGGAAGAGAAGGGACCUGUCAAAGAUUGCCCAGGGAAGUAGUGAUGGAGUUGAGACCGGAGACUGACCGCAGAGCCUCCCUGGCUGUACAUGUCCCAUCAUGCCUUGUGGAGGGGAAGGUGAAGUAUCUGAAGUGGAUCCCGGGACUGAAGGCCUUGCCACUGUUGCUGGGGGCAAGCAGCAGGAGGACAAAGCCAACUGGAGAGAGUUUGGUGCCUGCUCACCCAGCCCUGGUCAAUGCCAUCAUCCUGGUUCUGCACUCGGUGGCAGGCAGCACCCCGCUGCCAGGGGCUGACUCUUCUUCCCGGAGCAUGCCCUCCAGCUCAUACCGGGACAUGCCAGGUGGCUUCCUGUUUGAAGGGCUCUCUGAUGAUGAGGACGACUUUCACCCAAGCGCCAGGUCCACGCCCUCUAGCAGCACACCCAGCUCCCGCCCAGCCUCCUUGGGCUACAGUGGAGCCGCUGGACCCCGGCCCAUCACCCAGAGUGAGCUGGCCACCGCCCUGGCCCUGGCCAGCACUCCGGAGAGCAGCUCUCACACACCAACUCCUGGCACCCAGGGCCAUUCCUCAGGGACCUCACCCAUGUCCUCCGGUGUGCAGUCAGGGACGCCCAUCACCAAUGAUCUCUUCAGCCAAGCCCUGCAGCACGCCCUGCAGGCCUCCGGGCAGCCCAGCCUUCAGAGCCAGUGGCAGCCCCAGCUGCAGCAGCUGCGCGACAUGGGCAUCCAGGAUGAUGAGCUGAGCCUUCGGGCCCUGCAGGCCACUGGCGGGGACAUCCAAGCAGCCUUGGAGCUCAUCUUUGCUGGAGGAGCCCCAUGAGUUCCCUGCUCCUCCCGAGCCCCUGCAAACUGCCAAGGCAGCUGCCUAUGGGAAGCACUCCUGAAGGUGCCCCAGCUCUCCUCUCCCCCAAUACACCUGAUGGUCAACCUUC